Messenger RNA from Drosophila novamexicana, 612 nucleotides. RefSeq names its product doublesex- and mab-3-related transcription factor 2 (gene dmrt11E). The transcript has 3 exons. The coding region runs from base 1 to 612 and encodes 203 amino acids. Gene Ontology annotation, cellular component: nucleus. NCBI's taxonomy places the organism in Eukaryota, Metazoa, Arthropoda, Insecta, Diptera, Drosophilidae. Gene Ontology annotation, biological process: sex differentiation; regulation of transcription by RNA polymerase II. Gene Ontology annotation, molecular function: RNA polymerase II cis-regulatory region sequence-specific DNA binding; DNA-binding transcription factor activity, RNA polymerase II-specific. The record is from RefSeq and is a predicted model, not a curated record.
AUGCAGUCGCUGCCCGUUAACAUGGCCAGUAGCUCCAAGGAGCGCCGCCUGCUGCGCACGCCCAAAUGUGCGCGCUGUCGCAAUCAUGGCGUCAUCUCGUGCGUCAAGGGCCACAAGAAGCUGUGCCGCUGGCGCGAAUGCUGUUGCCCCAACUGUCAGCUGGUCGUCGAUCGGCAGCGCGUCAUGGCCGCCCAGGUGGCACUGCGACGCCAACAGACCAUGGAGGCGCUGGAGGCGCAUGCCGCCGAGCCGCAGUCCAUUGCCAGCGAUGAGGAGCCAACGCCGACGCCAACGCCGCCCCAUUCGCUGCCAAACAUAGCUGUUGGCUCCACAUUGACCACGCCCACCAAAUAUAGCACCAUGGCAGCCAAUACGCUGCGCACACGCCAGGCCCUGAUCGCCCAGAAGCGCAUCUACAAGCAACGGCUGCGCAAUCUGCAACAGUCCACAUUGCACAUUACCGCGGCCAUAGAAGAGUACAAGCAGCGCUUUCCCACGUUCAAUUCACCGUUGCUGGAACGCAUGCGCAAGCGACGCGCGUUCGCUGACCCGGAACUGAACUAUGCAAUGGAGACAACGCUACUUGGCAGCUCCGCCUAUGUUGCCAAAUAG